GGGAAUAGUAUACAUGCACAUAGAUAUAUAUAUUAUUAGUUGAAUUCCCACUCAUGCAUAUAUAUUAUGUAGCACAAAUUAGCAAUGGCCAUUAAAAUUGUGGAGUUCCACUGUGUCUCGCCGGCAGCCGGCGCUGGCGCGGAGCAAUCGCUCCCACUUGUAUAUUUUGACAUGAUAUGGCUCCACUCUCCUCCCGCUGAGACUCUGUAUUUCUACCACACCAAAUACUCAGAAUCUUAUUUUUUGGAGACCAUUGUCCCAAUGCUCAUAAAAUCCCUAUCCAUUGCUCUCAAAUACUACCUCCCACUUGCAUCCAACAUCAUCUUCCCUCUCACCUCCGCUACUAUGCCCGUCGCCCGAUAUGCUGAUGGGGAUUCUCUCCCACUCACAAUCGCCACCUCCGACGCCGACUUUCCCAAACUAACCGCCAAUCAUUCAAAGACUACUCAUGAAUUCCGUCAAUUCGUCCCUCAAAUGCCCACGGCAGUUUACUCCUCCGACAACAUCAAAUUCAAGGCCGCCACUAUUCAGGUAACCUUGUUUCCGAACGAGGGAAUCUGCGUGGGCGUGACAGACCACCACGCCAUAAGCGACGGCGCUAGCCUCUUCUCCUUCCUCCGCACAUGGGCAUCGAUCCACCAAUCCAACUGCGCCGGAGAAUAUUCCGUCCUCGACCCUUUCUACGGUCGAGAUUCCGUUCAAGAAUCCGACAAACUCUCCGCCUUUGUUUGGGAGCAAGUGAAGACGAGUGGGCCCAGUUUUACACGUACCAUUUCCUCCCCUUCACAUAAAGUCCGAUCCACUUUCAUCCUAAGCGAUGGAGAGAUGAAGAAACUCAAGAAUGGAAUGUCGACGUUUGUGGCAAUUUGCGCCCAUAUCUGGAGCUGCCUAGCCACCUCCGCGGCCGCAGCCGGGGAGGUGGUGCAGGACGACGUGCAAGAGUACCUAACUUCUCCGGUGGACUGCCGGAGGCGACUCAACCCCCCGCUGCCGGAGAAUUAUUUCGGUAACUGCUUGGUGUUUCUGAGAGCGAGGUGCAGCCAUGGGAGGCUCAAGGGGGACGGGGGAUUUUUAGCUGCGGCGGAUGCGAUUGCAGCAGCGGUCAAGGAGGCUGGCCAGGGAAUUUUGGAGGGUUUCAAGAGGAAACCAGAAAGUUUUUCGGAGUGGAAAAGCCGGAAUCGGGUUAUUCCCAUAUCCGGAUCGCCGAGACUUGAUCCAUGCGCUCGGAUUACGGAUGGGGAAGAGCGAUUAAGUAUGAAUGUGUGCAUACAGAUUAUGAUGGAGCGGUUGAUCUUUGCAAGGGAAGAGACGGUGGAGUAGUAAUUGCAUUGGUUACUACUAAGCUUAAAAUGGAUGCCUUUGCUGCUAUAUUCAACAAAUAUUUAUACAUCAAUAGCAACCUUUGAUUUCGUGUAUAUGAAUUGCUAUUCACUAUUCCACAUUUCGACUUUCAUACAUCCCUGCUUCAACAGAUAUUAUGUUCAAUCCAAACAUGCAAAGCUUCAGCAUCUAAUUAAAUAUGAAUAAAAUAUUAUUAUUUUUUA
Salvia splendens (bonfire salvia) is the source of this 1544-nucleotide messenger RNA. Its product is annotated as malonyl-coenzyme:anthocyanin 5-O-glucoside-6'''-O-malonyltransferase-like. The record is from RefSeq and is a predicted model, not a curated record. Bases 85 to 1320 code for a protein of 411 amino acids. The transcript has 2 exons. NCBI's taxonomy places the organism in Eukaryota, Viridiplantae, Streptophyta, Magnoliopsida, Lamiales, Lamiaceae.